Messenger RNA from Bacidia gigantensis, 609 nucleotides. RefSeq lists its product as uncharacterized. NCBI's taxonomy places the organism in Eukaryota, Fungi, Ascomycota, Lecanoromycetes, Lecanorales, Ramalinaceae. The coding region runs from base 1 to 609 and encodes 202 amino acids. The record is from RefSeq and is a predicted model, not a curated record. The transcript has a single exon.
AUGCUUCCCUACAUCACCCUCCUUCUCCUUUCGCUCCUCCCCUCGACCCUCCAAACCACACCACCUUCCCCCCAACAAACCGCCAGCAUCUUCACCCACACCCCCAACAACCCGCCCUCCUUCUCCCCGCUGGCGACUCUCACCUAUAAUCCCUUCGACCCCUCAACCGCGCGCACCCUCUCCCUCACACCUCCAAAAAACACAACCGACCUCACCUCCAUCGCCGUCUUCUCGCCGCCGCACACCUCGAAACCUUCCGCGAAGGGUACAUUCAGGAGCAGCGUCACAGCAACCCGGGGAUUUCAUGCGCCAUACAAAGGUCGUUUCACGGUGGUAGUUUCAGUGGAUGGGGAUGAAGUUUUGGGUGUGAGUUGGCGCUCUUGGCCGUCUAAAGAAGGUGGGAAGGGUAAAGGGAGUGACAAGGGAAAGGGAAAGGGGAAGGGAGGCAAAGGCGAGGUUGAGGGGAGAGGAGAUUUCGAUAUCGUGGUGCAAGCGAGGGCGCCGGUGCCGGUGUUAGAUUCGAAGGGUGGGAAAGGGCAGGUGAAGGCCACGGGGGCAGAGGGCGAGGAGGGCGAGGAGAAGGACGAGAGGAGUUUUAUUCAGAAGUGA